Molecule: messenger RNA, 264 nt
Organism: Scutellospora calospora
Lineage: Eukaryota; Fungi; Glomeromycota; Glomeromycetes; Diversisporales; Gigasporaceae
Source: the annotation of a GenBank genome assembly
AUGGACAAUGAUGAUUUGUUACAAGUAGAUGAAGCAGAAGAAGUUGAAAUGAAUGACAAUACAUUAGCAUUAGCAAUUCCUGAACUAUUAAGCAAUAAAAUACAGUCUAAAAAAUGUUCAUUUGGUAGUUCAUGUUAUAUAGAAGUUGUUGCAUAUGAAAUGUUUUCAAAAUUAUUUUUUCAAAAAUUCAAUAGAAAAAAGCUAAGUUAUGAUCAAAAGCAAAAGUUAAAUCAGCUUUAUAUGCAGAGUUUACUUGAUAAAUAG